Loxodonta africana (African savanna elephant) is the source of this 6854-nucleotide messenger RNA. RefSeq names its product Rho/Rac guanine nucleotide exchange factor 18 (gene ARHGEF18). Lineage: Eukaryota; Metazoa; Chordata; Mammalia; Proboscidea; Elephantidae. The record is from RefSeq and is a predicted model, not a curated record. The transcript is spliced from 31 exons. Bases 680 to 4801 code for a protein of 1373 amino acids. Gene Ontology annotation, biological process: small GTPase-mediated signal transduction. Gene Ontology annotation, molecular function: guanyl-nucleotide exchange factor activity.
UAAACAACAGGAAGCUGUUGGGGGUGGGGUGACAGUGGUGAGGCUCCCCUUGGUGACCAACCCCACCUCCUCAAGACACCUGCAUGCACAGGGCUGGGGGUGAGGGAAGGACCUCCUCCUUCUAGAACCUCUGUGCUCUGUGCCAUUCUCAGACCCCUGGGUCAGCCUGCAGCAGGGACAGAGGUAGCAGGAAGUUGGGGAAGGGAAAGUGGAGGCAGAGUUGGGUCACUCUGUGGUAACACUGGGCCCUGUCCCAACGAUGCUUCCCUAGCCGUGGGUCAAGGAAUAUUGCAGAAGCCGUGAGACAGGACGAACACCCGCAGCACCAAGGAAGUAGCUCCAUCUGCUCUGAAGAAGGGGCUUAAGAACAAGAGGAAAUCAAGAGAGUGUGACCCCCUCAACCAGCCACUCUUGAGCUCCCACAUCACCACAACUGUGAGCCCCUCUGGGAGGGCUUCCUGGAGGAGGCAGUCCUCAAAGGUGGGCAUCAUCACAUCCACUUCCCAGAUGAAGAAACUGAGGCUCAGAGAACUGCCUUCCCCAAAGUCACACAUCCUGCUCUGAGCCCAAGCCAUGUGUUCAGCCGUUUGACUCUGGGGCUACAGCCUCAGCCACCAACAGCAGCAGUGGUUCCUGCCCUGGACACUGGAGGCCUGAGAACUCAGACAUUUUCUCCACCAUGGAGGAUGAACAGGCAGAAGAUGGCUUUCCCGGGAGGCUGGACGAGAGCUCCGAGGACCUCAGCCUAGACUUGGAAGCCCUUCAGGGCAGCGAGUAUCUCAAGGACCUGGGCCUAGAGGCCCCUUCCCAUGGCCUGUCAGAGGAGACCAGUGACAGUGCCACCCCUAGCAGAGCUGAAGGAGAUUCACCCUUCUCCUGCUCGGCAGGGUCCCUGGGCCUGAAGGCAAGGAGGCGCAGCUGGGAGAGGUCACGGAGCUGCUCAGAGAGUUGGCAGAGGCUCAGCCUUGAACUUUCAGCGGUGGAUGAGGGGUCCUCUCUCCCUCGGACACUGGCCAGCCUCGCUCUGAACCUGCCAGGAGGAGGCCUGCAGGCCUGGACCCAAGGGUGCCCAUCUGGGGGCGACAGUCCAGCAGACCACCCAGGCAAGGAAGGUGAUGGCACUGAGAAAAGAAGGAGGUCACGGUCGGUUCCAGUGUCCUCCGAUGAGAUCAGUUCCCUGAAAUUCCCUCAGGCGUUGGAGGUGCCCAGUCCGGCUGUUCAAGGGGGGCUGCUUCUAGGUCUGGACUCACCAGUGUUGGAGCUGGAGUGUGUGGAAAAGGACCACGUGGAGCCGGAUCACGUGCUGAUUGUCCAGCAGGUGCUUCAAGAACUCCGAGAGUACCAUGGGGCACAGCAGAGGGCUCGCUUGUCCGCCAGCCCUGGGGCACCCCGCACCAACAUGACCUGGUUCGAGUUCCUGUCUGAGAGCGAGGAUGGAGGAGGCAGGACAGAGCAAAGCGACAGGGGUGCUGGAGUGAGACGCAGACUGAGCUUGCUCCGAAGCCGGGUCACGAGGCAGAAGGAGAAGGGUAAGAACCCAGCCCAUCAGAAGGACAAGGGUCAGGAUGCUCGAGAGAGGCGGGAGUGUGUCGACGGGCACCAGCUGGUUCCAGGAACUUUCUGUGGCCACUUCAGCUGCCCCCUGUGUGGUAAACCGUUCCUGAGAUCCGCCUCGAUGAAGGAGCGCCCGCGGGGCACCCUCCUGUCCCCCGAUGACAGCCCGAUCCUGCCCAGAAAGGUCGGCAUGACGGUCCCGCAGAAGGGGGCUGCACCGCCAGCACUGAGCCCGGCUGGAACAGGGGUGCGACUCGGAUCAGUUACAGGAGAGAUGGAUGACACCGACUCCGGGUUGUCAAAAUUCAAGCAGGCAGUUGACGACUCCCUCUCGUUUACAUCUUCGAAUGCUGAGUCUGUUUUUGUGGAAGAUCCAUACACUGCCUCGCUGAGGAGUGAGAUCGAGUCAGAUGCCCACGAGUUCGAGGCUGAGUCCUGGAGCCUGUCCGUCGACCUGGCAUACAUGAAGAAACAAAAGCGAGAGGUGGUGAAAAGACAGGAUGUUGUGUAUGAGCUGAUGCAGACGGAGGUGCACCAUGUGCGCACGCUCAAGAUCAUGCUGAAGGUGUACUCCCGGGCGCUGUGCGAGGAGCUGCAGUUCAGCAGCAAGGCCAUCGGCCACCUUUUCCCAUGCGUGGACGACCUGCUGGACAUGCAUGGCCACUUUCUCGCCCGGCUGAAGGAGCGCCGCCAGGAGUCCCUGGAGGAGGGCAGCGACCGCAAUUACAUCAUCCAGAGAAUCGGGGACCUCCUGGUGCAUCAGUUUUCCGGCGAGAACGGAGAAAGAAUGAAAGAAAAAUAUGGCGUCUUUUGUAGCGGCCACAACGAAGCCGUCAGUCACUACAAGCUGCUGCUGCAGCAAAACAAGAAAUUUCAGAACUUGAUCAAGAAAAUCGGCAACUUUUCCAUCGUGCGGCGGCUGGGUGUUCAGGAGUGCAUCCUUCUGGUCACUCAGCGCAUCACCAAAUACCCAGUGCUGGUGGAGCGCAUUAUUCAGAACACGGAAGCUGGCACCAAGGACUACGACGACCUGACCCAAGCUCUGAACCUCAUCAGAGACAUCAUCUCACAAGUGAAUGCUAAGGUCAGUGAGUAUGAGAAGGCCCAGCGCCUCCGGGAGAUCGCAGGGAAGAUGGACCUGAAGUCCUCCAGCAAACUCAAGAAUGGGCUGACCUUCCGCAAGGAGGAUAUGCUGCAGCGGCAGCUCCACCUGGAAGGCGCACUGUGCUGGAAAAGCACAUCAGGGCGCCUGAAAGACGUUCUUGCUGUCCUGCUGACGGAUGUCCUUUUGCUGCUACAAGAAAAGGACCAGAAAUACGUCUUUGCUUCUGUGGACUCCAAGCCGCCCGUCGUGUCUCUACAAAAGCUCAUCGUACGGGAGGUGGCCAACGAGGAGAAAGCCAUGUUUCUCAUCAGCGCCUCUCUGAAAGGGCCUGAGAUGUACGAGAUCUACACCGGCUCCAAGGAGGAGCGCAACACCUGGAUGGCCCACAUCCGCAGGGCCGUGGAGAGCUGUUCGGACGAGGAAGAAGGGCCCUUCAGCGAGGCGGAAGAGGAGAGGAAGAUGAUUGAGGCCCGUGCCAUGAGGCUGAGGGACUUCCAAGAGCGUCUGAGCAUGAAAGACCAGCUGAUUGCCCAAAGCCUCGGCGAGAAGCAGCAGAUCUUCCUGGAGAUGUCUGAGCUGAGCGGCCUCGACGACUGCGCCCAGGGCCCCCGGCCUCGGCUCCUCUUCCGGGGAGGGGACCCCUCUGAGAGCCUGCAGGGGGAACUGCUCCUCAGGUCCGCCAUGACAGAGAUUGAGGACAUACAGAGCCUGCUCUGUAGGCGGCUGGGCAGUGCCAACAACCAGGCAGAGGAUGGCUGUGUUCCCAGUGGCCUGCCUCGCAGGGCAGAGACCUUUGGGGGCUAUGACAGCACCACCAGCCUCAGUAAGAACGGCAGUUUCAAGAAAAAGGUCUACAGCAACGAGCCCAGGACCCAUGACUGCAGAGGCCCAGCGAGCAGCCCUGAGGGGAAGCCCGGUGACACCCCAGGGGCCCCCGAGGAAGCCCCCCAGGCAGCGCCAGGUGCAGACAGCAGCCCCUGUGGCCUGGAGUCAGAGCUUGUCCAGCGGAUCCAGACGCUGUCCCAACUGCUUCUCAGUCUCCAGGCAGUCAUCGCGCAGCAGGACAGCUUCGUGGAGCUGCAGCGGGCUACCAUUCAAGAGCGAGAGAAGCAGCUGCGGCUGCAGUCAACACGAGGGAGUCUGCUGCUGGAGCAGGAGCGGCAGCGCACCUUUGAGAAGCAGCGGGAGGAGCUGGCGGGUGUGCAGAAGCUGCAGGGCCAGCUGCGCCUGGAGCAGCAGCGCUGGGAGCGUGAGCGUGCCAGGCAGCAGCAGGCGCUGGAGCUGGCGGCCACCCGGCUGCAGGAGCACGAGGGCGAAGCGCAGCAGCUGCAGGAGCGACUGGACCAGGAGCGCGCGGAGCUGGAGCGGCAGCGCCAGGCCUACCAACACGACCUGGAGCGGCUGCGCGAGGCCCAGCGGGCUGUGGAGAAGGAGCGCGAGCGGCUGGAGCUGCUGCGGCGGCUCAAGAAGCAGAACACGGUGCCGGCAGUGCUGCCCACUGAGGCGGCCGCUGAGGUUCAGCCCCCGAGCCACCCUGCCAGCUUCAACGGAGAAGGGCUGGAAGGACCCAUGGCCUUGGCCAAAGUGCCAGGGAUGUGGAUGAGUGUGCUGCUGUCCGGAUCCGGGCCUGAGUACACGGAGCACCCUGAGGGGGCACGCCGGGAUAGCGUGCCGGCCGAGAGCCGGCUGGCCAAGAGCGAUGUGCCCAUCCAGCUGCUCAGUGCCACCAACCAGAUCCAGCGGCAGGCAGCUGUGCAGCAGCAGAUCCCCACCAAGCUGGCCACCUUCACCAAGGGCAGUAAGGACAAGGGGGGCAAGAGCAGGGGCUCCCAGCGCAGCGAGAGCACAGCCUCCGACCUGAAGCAGCAGCCGCUCCUCAGCAAGCUCAAGGGGAGGGAUGACAAUGCUGCUGCGCGUACCCGCCGCCCACUGAGCCCCGUCCUGCUCAGCAGCCUGCUUGGUGGCCAGAGUGCCACGCAACCCCCAGAGCCCUGCCUCCCGCCCCCGAGCCCAGCUCCUGCCGAUGGUGCAUCCGAGCAUGUUUCCCGGAGGCUGAGUGGGGGCGCGUCCUUCCUGCCACCGGCGGCCACCCCACAGCCCGCUGAGGAAGAAACCAGCAAGGAAGACGUCAUCUUCUUCUAGAAGGGCAUGGCUUGAGGUGCUAGCUGGAGAUGGCCCUGCAGACCCCUCCCUCAGUCUGCCCACCCCCCUGUCCUGGGGGUCCCCGUGGCCACCGGCUCUCCCUCUCCCUCUCCCAGCACGCCACCACCGGUGACCGCCGUCUGGGCGGGGUUGGGCUGGAGCCGCCUGUUGGUGCUCCACCGUCUCAUGCGCCCAGCUUUCUGUAGGGUUAGCCGUGGUGCCUGGGUAACUUUCUGCACCUCUUUUUCUUCUCAAAAGAAGAAUGUUUCAUUGAAGGCUGAACCAGAGCUAAGUCAGGUUGCUGUUUGAAAGCACAGUAGCCCAUGUGGGUGGGGGAGAAGCCGUUUCUCCUGGAGCGUCUGAGGCAUCAGGUCCAAGCUCGUGCGAGAGGACGGGGUGCCGGGGGCUGUGUCUGUCCUUAGACCCGGCAGGAUCGACUCCAAAGCAGAGACCUCGCGUUGUGGGUCCAUCAUGGCCCCCAAGGUCCAGGGUGUCUCCUGGUCCUCUGAGCUCCAGCAGGGUGGGGCGUCCUCUUGUCUGGCCUCUCCACCAGGCACAGCAUGCUUGGGGGCAGAGCAGGGCCACGUGGCAGACAGUCUGCAGGUCAGAAGGUCAUCCUGAGCCAGGCUGCACGAGGUCAUAGUGAGGUGGCAGGCAGUGCUUUUCCAAGACGCCCACAAAGUCAGCACUGCUCCUUGGGCCUUGAGGACACCCACUGCUCCCCCACAUCUGGCCUGCUGGGGAAGCUAGCCUGGGAACAAUGGUCCGCAUCGCCCCAGGGGCUCAUUGAGCUGUGGCCAGGGCACCCCCAGGAUCCCAGAUGGGAGUGGUCCCUUGUGCUGCCAGGAGGAAGUCCCCAGGGCCGGAGUUCCUGGCUGACAGCCCUGGGCCGCACAUCAUGGAGGUGUAUCCCAUACGCCAGGCCUCUGUGUGGUAUGAGGUGAGCCAAAGGAGGGAACCUGCAGCCUGCAGCAGCUCCACCCCAUUAAGCGUUGCCUACCUGGGACAGGGAAGGUGCAGGGGGGCCGCAUCCCCCCCACCCCAGGCAGGCCCCUGUGCCAGCUCGGGCCAAGGUUCAAGCUUGGAUGUCAGGGGUCACUUUUCCAGCCUUUUUCUGGGCCCAGGCCUCCCCUAAGCCUGAGCAGUACCCCUCCCAAGGCUCGACCAAGGCCUGGGCCCAGGUCCUCGGAACCCCGAGGUCCCAGUGCCUGAUACCAAGUGUCCUCGGGGGGGGCGCCGUGUCCAGCAUGGAUGUCUCACAAGGGGGAGGCUUUGUCAGAACUGCUCACUCUGAGGGCCUGGCCCACCAAUCAGCCCAGGACUCAGAAGGGCACCUGACGGGCCGGCGGCCAUGUGGAGCCGUGGGGCAGCUGCCUGCCAGCUCCCCACCUCAUCUUGGAGGAGGAACUAAAAGCAGCGGUUUCAAACCUGAGCACAGAACAUGGCUUAGGCAUCCCCUGGCCCUAGAGAACCUCUCCCCCUUCUUCCUGUCGUUUGUUCGUCUGUCCGGGGGCUGUGGCAUCAGUGAUGAGCAGAUGGAAGCACGUCCUUCCCGCUGGUCCCAUGACACGAGCGCACCUGCCCCGUGUCAGACCUCACCUGGGCCUUGUUUCCCAGCAGGGUUUGGGUUUUGUACUGAAGCAUGUCAGAGCACUUUAGAGUUGACUUUCCAUUCCCGUUCUGUUGUGAAAGAACAUUCCUCAACACUCGGGGUUCACUGGGGCUCCGCCGCCACGAUUCCUGGAACCCUAACAAGUUUAGGGCGUUUCCGCGGCCUUGAGGCAGGGGUCGCGCUAUCCACACCUUCUCCCGCCAGGCCCCUGGCCAUCCCUCGUAGAGUCUAAUUUUAUUCGUCAAGUCAGUGGUUGGGCAAAUGUUAGCAUCUCUGUUGAGUCUGUGCACGUCUUUGUUCAUGGUGACAAUGAUUCUCGUCCACCUGACAGUUGCUUCUACGAUGACAGUUUCCUCAAUGUGGGAUUUCAGAACCGCCCUGGGACUUCUGACCUGAUUCUAGCAAUAAAAAUGUCUAGAAGGAGCUCUGCCUGAAGGGGAA